Molecule: messenger RNA, 3253 nt
Organism: Dermatophagoides pteronyssinus (European house dust mite)
Lineage: Eukaryota; Metazoa; Arthropoda; Arachnida; Sarcoptiformes; Pyroglyphidae
Biological process (GO): regulation of transcription by RNA polymerase II
Cellular component (GO): nucleus
Source: RefSeq, a predicted model, not a curated record
AUCCAUUUGCUGAUGCAGCUUUUGUUUGCGACGUACAACAUAGCAUCAUUUAAAUUCGACAAACUUAUUGAACAAAGUGGAUAUAAUUUGAAGCGAAUUUAAAAUGAAUUAUCCCAAAUCAACAGUGAAUCUAAUUUGUAAUCUUUUACAAUUGAAUCUUAAACUAUUCCAAGAUCUAUUUCGUUAUAAACAUGCAUUCAAUUCAUUUCAAGCGGACCUUAAUAGCCAUCUUACCACAAUUGCAAAUGUUCAACAACAGCAAGAACAAUCCGAGGAACAAACCGAUAAAAAUGACAAAAAUGAUGGCAUUAAUAAUGAAGAAUCAGAAAGAAAUUCUCGUGAUCUAUGUGAAACCAAACAAAAAAUUUCAGAUAUGAUCUGUGAAAAAUUUCUUCAAACAUGUCAGGAUCUUGGACAACCAUCCACUGGACAAUUGGGUGAUGAUUAUGAAAGUUCCAUCUAUUCGAUUCUAGCUAUUGUCGAUGAUUUUAAUAAUCAAAGUAUCGAGGAUGGAACUGAUUUUACAUUGAUGGGUGACAAUAUGGCUACAAUUGAUGAUUCUGAAAUGAUAUGUCUUAGCAAACAGAUUGGUGCAUUCUUAUUGCGAAUGAAUCGUGAUAAUCAAUUUCGUCGAAAAUUAUUAGAUCAAUUAUUUAAAAAAUUACUUGAUCAAGAUGAUGGUAUUAAUGAUAAUGGUUCCAAUGAUAAUGAGAUAGAAGAAGAUGACACAUCAUCAUCGUUGAUAAAAAAUCUUCAGGUGGAAUAUUUUGAACAAGAUACCGAAAUUCAAGAAGAAAAUGAAACGAUUCAACACCAACAACCAAAAAGAUUGCCUCAAUAUCAAUGUAAAUUCUGUUUGCAAACAUUCCAUCAGGUAUCGUUGUUGAUACAGCAUCAACGUAAUAUACAUCGAUCACGAUUUGGUUGUGCUCGUUGCAAUCAAACUUUCCGUAAUGAAUACGUAUUACGUAUUCAUUUACGUAAGGAUUCUUGUUCAAAAUUAGCAUUUGAUCCACCAAUAUCGAUACGUUUACCUUCAAUAUCAACAUCAAUGUCCCAAUCAGUCAUUUUACAAACCCUGCCUUCGCAACAGGUUAAACAAGACGAUCAACAACCAGCACGCAAUCAUAUUUGUCGUUGGCCUGGCUGUGGUAAAACAUUUACUAGAACAAGUUACUUAUCGAAUCAUAUGAUGACACAUUCCAAUGAUCGUAAUUAUGCAUGUACUGUAGCCGGAUGUCCCAAGCGUUACAAAACUCAGGCUCAUCUUUUGAAUCAUAUGAAUGUACAUCGUAAUCAGGAAGAACAAGAAUCGUCUUCGGGAUCAUUGCAAUUACAGCAACAAAGUAUAUCAAAGCCAGAAUCAUCGUUAGCUAAUAAUAUUUAUGGCUGUCAACAUUCGGGUUGUAAUUUCCGUACGACCAAUAUGGUACAACUUCAACAACAUAUCUCAGCUGAACAUUCCGAAUCGACAAACACAGCGAUUGAAUGUCCAUUCAAAUGCCCUCAUUGUGGAACAUCAUUUCGGAAAAAAUCAUCUUUAUCGAAUCAUGUGAAAUCCCAUUCCGGUCAAUUCACAUGUGCAUGGAAUGGAUGUACAUUUCGUAGUCAUUCGAAUGUUGUUUUAUCUCGACAUAUGAUGUUACACAAAGAAGGUCUGAAUAUUUCAACUCCGGAUCAGGAUAUUGGUCAUGGUCAACGAUCUCAAGAAACUGAAAUGGAUCGAAUAAAAACCGAACCGGAAAAUGGCGGACAAAAUCGUCCAGAAAUUUAUACAUGUAAAUUGUGUGACAAACAAUUCAAUAAACGAUCAUCGAUCAUCAAUCAUGUACGAUCACAUUCUGGUCAAUAUUCAUGUCAAUGGCCAGGAUGUUAUUUUGCCUCACAAUCAAAAAUGCUUUUACGUCGUCAUGUUAUUACUGCCAAUCAUCAUAGUGAUGUUCAGCAAGGAGAGCAGGCAUCUCUAAUAAAUGAUGACGGCGACAGAAAAAAUGUUGCUUGUGUAACAUCAAUUGAUUCGGAAAUGGAUGAAAAACAACCGAUGCGAAUAUUUCAUUGCCGUUAUCCUGAUUGUUCGUAUCAGACACAUAAACGGCCACUUUAUCGAGUACAUAUGCUAAAACAUUCAGAAAUUCGUAAACAUCGUUGUUCUUGGCCACAUUGUGGAAAAUCAUUUAAAGCUAAAUCCACUUUGAAUCGGCAUUUAGUUCGUCAUCGACAAGUUGCUUUUCAACAACAAUAUCGAAAUCAAUCAACAACACUUGAAGUUAAAGGACAGGAUGGUGCUUAUGAUGAUAACGAUGAUUAUCAACCGAUUGAACCAAUGGUUAUCAUUGAUAGCCAACAGCACCAAGAUAAUGAAAUUAAUGAAUCGAUACCUAUGGCGACAGGAAAUAACAUUAUAUUAUUUAAAUGUGAGCAUUGUCCAUCAACAUUUCGAACCAAAUCAUCAUUAUCGAAUCAUCAGAUCUCACAUCGUAAACCACAAUUUCGAUGUGAAAAACCCGGAUGUUUUUAUGAAACAUUUCGUUCGACUAUACUUGAACGCCAUAUGCGAGAUGUGCAUGGCAGCACUUUAGAACCGGAAUCACAAAUUUCGAAAUGUACAACUACAAUCUAUCAAUGCAAACAACAGAAUUGUCGUCAACAAUUUAUGACAAUGGAAGCAUUGCAACGUCAUUUACAAACUUCUCAUCAACAACAGAUUGAACAACCAACGACACGAACAUACACUUGUUUCUGGCCUGAUUGUCGAAUGAUUUUUUCGGUUCGAGCUGCAUUUCAACAACAUCUUGAAUCACAUCAAAAUCGUACUCGUCGUCGUUAUGGAUGUAUCGGAUGGAAAGAUUGUUCACGAACGUUUCAAACUAAACGAGGUCUACUCGCACAUUAUAUCGAACAUCGACAACAACAACAACGGAAUGGCGAACAGGAAACAUUAAAACCUCAACGUUGGUUACGAUGUAUAUGGAAAGGAUGUUCAUACACAACGACAAUGGCCGAACAAUUGAAAAAACAUUUGAAUCGUCAUCGAAAAUUUCAACAACAACGAGCAAUUACCAGUAAUUCGAACCAAGAUUGUUCAAAAUCAUCAUCAUCAUCAACAAUUACGUCGACAACACAAAAAUUCAUAGCAAUGCCAUUUGUUGCAAGCAUCACCUCAACGUCACUGCCUACAGUUUCAACAACAACCUUAUAAAAAAUGUUGAAAAAUAAGAAUAUUCUAAAGAUGAUUGAAAAAUUAAUAAAUGAU